This is a messenger RNA of Adineta steineri, 288 nucleotides long. NCBI's taxonomy places the organism in Eukaryota, Metazoa, Rotifera, Eurotatoria, Adinetida, Adinetidae. The record is from the annotation of a GenBank genome assembly.
AUGUCUUUAUGUUUAAUAGUACAUGGUGGUUUAAUACCUCAUCAUCCAAAUUUAUAUGAUGAAGAUGUUUUGGCUUAUUUGGACGCAAAUGGUUUAUUAAACAAUGAAAAUGAAAACAGUAAUCGUGUUGAACGACCUCGUGCAAUAAAUUAUCAACCGUCAAUACCAUCCAUUUAUGAUGAUAGUUUUAUUCGUCAACUGAUUAAUCAUCAAAAAAAUGCCAAACGAUCAAAAUUGAACCUUCAUACUAAUCUGAAUUUACCUCGAUAUUUACGUGCACUUGAUUAA